UCUGGGAGCAUGAGGGCCUCUUACCAGCCGCGCAGGGCAUCUUCCCGCCGCCUGGAGAGUCCCUUUUCGUGGGGCUUCCUGGGGGUCCUUCUGCUGGCCCUAGAGCUCCUGCUCCCCAUGUGCUCAGCAACAGAUGGCUGUGGUGACCCACCAAAAUUCCAAACUAUGAAACCCAAGAUUAGUUCUGGAACCAUUAUUUCUCCUGGGUUCCCACUACAAUAUGUGUGUUGCCCAGGAUUCAAGCCUAUUGUUCCUUUAAAUUCCCUCUUUAUUGUUUGUCAGGAUGAUGGCACAUGGGCAAGUGAUCUUGAGGAGGGUUGUACAAUAAUGUCAUGUUCAAAGCUACAAGAACCCCCAAAUGGCAAACUAGUCUACUAUAAUGGAACUACCCAGUUUGGUUCACAAGUUCAGUAUGUUUGUACUGAGGGUUAUUACGUACUUGGAACAAAAAUUCUAAAAUGUGAAGCCAAUGAAACUGAAGUGAUAUGGAGUGGUGAUCCACCAACUUGUGAAAAGAUUUUUUGUCAGCCACCUUUACAUAUACCAAAUGGACACUUCACCAAUAGCCACAAGCGUAUAUUUGAAUAUAACGAAACAGUUUCUUAUAGUUGUAAGACUUCGACUGCAACAGAUCAUUAUACACUUGUCGGAGAGAGGACGCUUAUUUGUAUUGGGCCUAACAAAUGGAGUAGUAAGCCUCCUGUUUGUAAAGCAAAAGAUGCCUGUGGUGAAGCACCAAGAUACCAAACUAUGAAACCCAAGUUUGGUUUUGGAGUCAUUCAUACUACUGGGGGCACAGUGGAAUAUGUGUGUUGCCCAGGAUUCAAGCCUAUUGUUCCUUUAAAUUCCCUCUUUACUGUUUGUCAGGAUGAUGGCACAUGGGCACCUGCUCUCCAGGAGGGUUGUACAAUAAUGUCAUGUUCAAAGCUACAAGAACCCCCAAAUGGCAAACUAGUCUACUAUAAUGGAACUACCCAGUUUGGUUCACAAGUUCAGUAUGUUUGUACUGAUGGUUAUUACGUACUUGGAACAAAAAUUCUAAAAUGUGAAGCCAAUGAAACUGAAGUGAUAUGGAGUGGUGAUCCACCAACUUGUGAAAAGAUUUUUUGUCAGCCACCUUUACAUAUACCAAAUGGACACUUCACCAAUAGCCACAAGCGUAUAUUUGAAUAUAACGAAACAGUUUCUUAUAGUUGUAAGACUUCGACUGCAACAGAUCAUUAUACACUUGUCGGAGAGAGGACGCUUAUUUGUAUUGGGCCUAACAAAUGGAAUAUCGAGCCUCCUGUUUGUAAAGCAAAAGAUGCCUGUGGUGAAGCACCAAGAUACCAAACUAUGAAACCCAAGUUUGGUUUUGGAGUCAUUCAUACUACUGGGGGCACAGUAGAAUAUGUGUGUUGCCCAGGAUUCAAGCCUAUUGUUCCUUUAAAUUCCCUCUUUACUGUUUGUCAGGAUGAUGGCACAUGGGCACCUGCUCUCCAGGAGGGUUGUACAAUAAUGUCAUGUUCAAAGCUACAAGAACCCCCAAAUGGCAAACUAGUCUACUAUAAUGGAACUACCCAGUUUGGUUCACAAGUUCAGUAUGUUUGUACUGAUGGUUAUUACGUACUUGGAACAAAAAUUCUAAAAUGUGAAGCCAAUGAAACUGAAGUGAUAUGGAGUGGUAAUCCACCAACUUGUGAAAAGAUUUUUUGUCAGCCACCUUUACAUAUACCAAAUGGACUCUUCACCAAUAGCCACAAGCGUAUAUUUGAAUAUAACGAAACAGUUUCUUAUAGUUGUAAGACUUCGACUGCAACAGAUCAUUAUACACUUGUCGGAGAGAGGACGCUUAUUUGUAUUGGGCCUAACAAAUGGAGUAGUAAGCCUCCUGUUUGUAAAGCAACUUACACACCCAUUGACGGACCAAAAACUAGUGCUGAUGACUUAGAUGGAGGACUCAUUGCUGUGAUUGUUCUGACUGUACUUGGCGUUGCAGUGGUUGGCACCUGUGUCUAAAUGUCGUCACAUCAGGGAGAGUAAAUUAAACAUGUUUCUUGAA
Molecule: messenger RNA, 2041 nt
Organism: Eptesicus fuscus (big brown bat)
Lineage: Eukaryota; Metazoa; Chordata; Mammalia; Chiroptera; Vespertilionidae
Product: complement receptor type 1-like
Exons: 16
Coding region: 10-1998 (662 amino acids)
Biological process (GO): negative regulation of complement activation, classical pathway
Source: RefSeq, a predicted model, not a curated record